This is a messenger RNA of Wyeomyia smithii (pitcher-plant mosquito), 1607 nucleotides long. RefSeq names its product glia maturation factor gamma (gene GMF). Gene Ontology annotation, molecular function: Arp2/3 complex binding; actin binding. Gene Ontology annotation, cellular component: actin cortical patch. Bases 186 to 602 code for a protein of 138 amino acids. The record is from RefSeq and is a predicted model, not a curated record. Lineage: Eukaryota; Metazoa; Arthropoda; Insecta; Diptera; Culicidae. The transcript has 3 exons. Gene Ontology annotation, biological process: negative regulation of Arp2/3 complex-mediated actin nucleation; actin filament debranching.
UCAGUUCGCUUCGCUUGUGCUUUGGUUAACAAGGGUGAUCAACCACAAAGAGUUUAUAUCGGACGCAGAAAACAUUAUUCGUCGCAUAAUCUUAUCAGUUUUGCAUUCUGCUUUCGAUUGCAUUUUAUCACGUUUUCUGCGGGCUAGUUUUGCUUUUAUUUGGUUCAGCUGCAUUCAGAAACGAGAUGACUGAAGCACAGAUUUGUGACAUUAGUUUGGAGGCCAAAGAAGAAAUUAGCAAGUUUCGAUUUCGCCGUAACGCAACUAAUACGGCACUUAUUUUAAAAAUUGACCGCGAAAAGCAGCUGGUUACCGUGGACGAGCUGCUAGAUGACGUAUCCGUGGAGGAUCUGCAGGAGCAGCUGCCGAGUCACCAGCCGCGUUACAUAAUCUACAGCUAUAAAAUGGUCCACGACGACUCGCGAAUAUCCUAUCCGAUGUGUUUUAUAUUUUACACUCCUCGCGACAGCCAAAUGGAAUUGUGCAUGCUGUACGCCAAAACGCGUAUGGCUCUGCAGCGGGAGGCCGAUUUGACGAGAUACUACGAAAUUCGCGAACUUGACGAUAUGACUGAGGACUGGUUGAAGGAAAAACUAAAGUAAAUUCCGCCACAGAAAAAGACACUCUAGAUUUGUAAAAGCCAAAAGUUGCCAAGCACUAUUCAUUGGAGCAUACGAUUUAUUUCUUCCUAAAAUAUAUAUAUUCUCAAACGAAUGAUUUAUGACGUUGGCUGUAACCUGUACAAAGUACAGUUUAUUUGUGCGAAUUUGUGUAAUGUUUAACCACGAAAGACAAAUCUAAGCUUGGUAUUAUCAAUCGCAUCAAGACCAGUUCUGUGAUGAACGCAUUUUAUUCCUGGUUAUAAAUUUUGCAAUUAUAAUUAAUAUCUUUUAUUUUCCAUAAAAUAGUUAUAACGCACACUAAACAAAUGUGUGGUUCCAUUUUAACGUAAAAAACACUGUUUGUAUGGUGAGGUAAAAUAUUCAAUCAUUGGAAAUAGUCAUAUGCCACAAUUUGAUACAGAUAGACCUUUUGCUUAUAUAUGUAUACGGAAUAAUAGAACCCAUUAGUGCGUAGAUCAGAACAGCUUAGAACAGUAGUAAAGCCUUUAACGCAAAAAUAUGUGAAUGAUUUCUUUCUGCAAUACAUCACAGUUUAUGUUUAUAGUUGUCACAAAUUUUAUAGCGAUAUUAUAAAGUACAAGUAAUAAUAGGAAGUCGCUACACAAAAUACAGCCAAUAAUUGACAAUUAAUUUUUUUUUUUCGCUGGAGCCAACGAGAUUCCAAUCUGACUUUUAACAACAAUAAUAUCAGCUGCGAUGUCUGAAAAACGAAUUGAGGCUUUUUCUACACCAUAGAUUUACAACAUCGAAAUUUUAUAUAUCGUUCUAAGCAACCACUUUCCGGCGAUGAUUUAUACCUAUCAGUGUAUCAUCGAGGCGUAACCCAACAGGAUAUUUAAACGCGCGUUAGAAGAUUUAAGUACAAGUUAGUGCAUAUGCUUACUAUAUAAGUCUUUACCGGUACAUUGACCAGAAUAGCAAUCCUAAACAUAAAAUAUAUCACUAAAAUAAAGAACUCCGAUAUUGGAGUGAAGGAAAACUUUA